Lagenorhynchus albirostris (white-beaked dolphin) is the source of this 7776-nucleotide messenger RNA. RefSeq names its product serine/threonine kinase 36 (gene STK36). Gene Ontology annotation, molecular function: protein kinase activity; ATP binding. The coding region runs from base 125 to 4159 and encodes 1344 amino acids. The transcript is spliced from 27 exons. The record is from RefSeq and is a predicted model, not a curated record. Gene Ontology annotation, cellular component: cytoplasm. Lineage: Eukaryota; Metazoa; Chordata; Mammalia; Artiodactyla; Delphinidae. Gene Ontology annotation, biological process: protein phosphorylation.
GUCCCACGAUAAGAACGAUAAGUCAGGCAAAAUACGAAGGCACCUAGAAGGGGCGGGGCUGAAGGCCAGGGCCGGCGUCCCUCGGCCUGAAGAGCUUGAAGCUCGUAGGCUUGGGGCCUCCCAGAUGUGUGGAACUGUCCCUGGAGCUGUAGCCCUUCACCACCAUCUCUAUCUCCUUCUGAGGGAUCCUGAAAUCUCUGUCAUGGAAAAGUACCACGUGUUGGAGAUGAUUGGAGAAGGCUCUUUCGGGAGGGUGUACAAGGGUCGAAGAAAAUACAGCGCUCAGGUGGUGGCCCUGAAGUUCAUUCCAAAAUUGGGACGCUCAGAGAAAGAGCUGAGGAAUCUGCAACGAGAGAUUGAAAUCAUGCGGGGUCUGCGGCAUCCCAAUAUUGUGCAUAUGCUUGACAGCUUUGAGACUGACAAAGAGGUGGUGGUGGUGACAGACUAUGCUGAGGGAGAGCUUUUUCAAAUCCUAGAAGAUGAUGGAAAACUUCCCGAAGAGCAGGUUCAGGCCAUUGCUGCCCAGUUGGUGUCAGCCCUGUACUAUCUGCAUUCCCACCGCAUCCUCCACCGAGACAUGAAGCCUCAGAACAUCCUCCUUGCCAAGGGUGGUGGCAUAAAGCUCUGUGACUUUGGAUUUGCCCGGGCUAUGAGCACCAACACGAUGGUGCUGACAUCCAUUAAAGGCACACCACUCUACAUGUCUCCAGAGCUGGUGGAGGAACGACCAUACGACCACACCGCGGACCUCUGGUCUGUGGGCUGCAUACUGUAUGAGCUGGCAGUGGGCACUCCUCCCUUCUAUACCACGAGCAUCUUUCAGCUGGUCAGCCUCAUUCUCAAGGACCCUGUGCGCUGGCCCCCCACCAUUAGUCCUUGCUUCAAGAACUUCCUUCAGGGACUGCUCACCAAGGACCCCCGGCAGCGUCUGUCCUGGCCAGACCUGUUACAUCAUCCCUUUAUUGCUGGUCGUGUCACCAUAUUAACCGAGUCAGCAGGCCCAGAUUUGGGUACCCCAUUCACCAGUCGCUUACCCCCAGAACUUCAGGUCCUAAAGGACCAACAGGCGCAUCGUCUGGCCCCCAAGGGCAAUCGAUCUCGCAUCUUGCGGCAAGCCUAUAGGCACAUGGCUGAGGAGGCCAAGCAGAAGAAACACCAGAACCCAGGACCUGCCCUCGAGCAAGAGGACAGGACCAGCAAGGUGGCUUCUGGCACAGCCUCUCUGACCAGACUAAAGGCCACUCCUCAGGAACCAAGUCUCUUGACUGGGGUCUUAGGCUCAGAAAUGAAGAGCAGCUGGGCUGAGUGGAGGGCUGGAGAAGCUCCCCCUGCGCCUUGCAGGGAAAACUGGAUCACCCAGGAUUGUGAGCAAGCAUUCCCAGAGCUGAGGCCAGAGGUGGUGGGCCAGCAGAGCCUUGAUGCAGUGGACCUAGAAAAUGAGGAGCCAGGCAACGAUGAUGCUGAGUGGCGGCACCUGCUAGAGACCACUGAGCCUGUGCCCGUCCAACUGAAGGCCCCUCUCGCCCUGCUGUGCAAUCCCGACUUCUGCCAGCGCAUCCAGAGUCAGCUGCAUGAGGCUGGAGGGCAGAUCCUGAAAGGCGUGCUGGAGGGCGCUUCCCAUAUCCUUCCUGUGCUCCGGGUCCUGAGCAGUCUUCUGUCCAGCUGCGGUGGUGACUCUGUUUCCUUGUACUCCUUCUGCCGAGGGGCAGGGCUCCCCUGGCUGCUGCUCAGCCUCCUCCGACACAGCCAGGAGAGCAGCAGUAUCCAGCAGCAGCGUUGGUAUGGGACCUUCUUACGGGACCUGAUGGCUGUGAUUCAGGCCUACUUUGCCUGCACCUUCAAUCUGGAGAGGAGCCAGACAGGUGACAGCCUACAGGUAUUUCAGGAAGCUGCCGACCUCUUUCUGGAGCUCUUGGGGAAACUACUGGCCCAACCAGAUGACUCCGAGCAGACUUUGCGGAGGGACAGCCUUAUGUGCUUUACUGUUCUGUGUGAAGCCAUGGAUGGGAACAGCUGGACCAUCUCCAGAGCUUUCUACUCCAGCCUGAUGACCACACAGCGGGCUGUGUUGGACGGGCUCCUUCAUGACUUGACAGUUCCACAGCUCCCUUUCCACAGCCCCCCAGGAGCCCCCGAGGUGAGCCAGCCGCUUCGGGAGCAGAGUGAGGAUCUGCCUGGAGCCCUCUCCUCGGCACUGGCAGCCUUAUGCACUGCUCCUGUGGGGCUACCUGGCUGCUGGGAAGCCAAGGCGCAGAUCUCCCGGCAUUUGGCAAACCAGCUCACUGAAGACAGCAACCAACUGAGGUCAUCCCUCAUCUCUGGCCUGCAGCAUCCCAUCCUGUGCCUACACCUUCUCAAGGUUCUCUACUCCUGCUGCCACGUCAGUGAGCCCCUGUGCUGUCUUCUAGGGCAAGAGCCCCUGGCCUUGGAGUCACUGUGGAAGUUGGUCCAGGGCAAGGUAAAGGUAGUGGAUUGGGAAGAGUCUGCUGAAGUGGCACUGUACCUCCUCUCCCUUCUUGUCCUUCACCUCCAAGAUCUGCCUUCUGGAAUGGAGAAGCUAGGCAGUGAGGUUGCUACUGUCUUUACCCAUUCACACGUCGUCUCUCUUGUGAGCGCGGCAGCCUGUCUGUUGGGACAGCUUGGUCAGCAAGGGGUGACUUUUGACCUCCAGCCUGUGGAGUGGAUUGCAGCUGCCACACAUGCCCUGUCCGCCCCUGCGGAGGUCCGGCUGACUCCACCGGGUGGCUGUGGAUUCUAUGAUGGCCUCCUCAUGCUUCUGCUGCAGCUGCUCACCCAGCAGGGGAAGGGUAAUCCAGUAAGGGUCGUGGCUAGCUCAGAAAUGUGGACCGUUCUGUGGCACCGCUUCUCCAUGGUGCUGAGGCUCCCUGAGGAGGCAUCUGUACAGGAAGAGGAGCUGUCACUGUCCAGUCCACAAAGCCCAGAGCCAGACUGGACGCUGAUCUCACCCCAAGGUAUGGCAGCCCUGCUGAGCCUGGCCAUGGCCACCUUUACCCAGGAACCCCAGUUAUGCCUGAGCCACCUGUCUCAGCGUGGAAGUAUCCUCAUGUCCACCCUGAAGCAUCUGCUUUCGCCAAGCUUCCUGCAUCACCUGACCCAGGCGCCUCAGGGGCCUGAGUUUCUCCCCGUUGUGGUGCUCUCUGUCUGCCAGCUCCUCUGCUUCCCCUUCGCCCUGGAUGUGGACGCUGACCUCCUUGAAGGUGUCUUGGCUGACCUCACAGACUCAGAAGUCACAGCCCACCUGCUGCAGGUCUGCCGCCACCAUCUUCCACUGACACAAGCCGAGCUGCCCAUCAGUCUGCUCACACGCCUGGCCCUCUCUGAGCCCCCCUCUCUCAACCAGUUUGUGAGCACAGUAGCCGCCUGCCCUACAACCACCAUCUCAUUCCUCUCAGCUGCCCUCCUGGGUGACCAGCCGCUGCUGACCUCUGACCUUCUCUCCCUCCUGGCCCACACCGCUCGGGUACUGUCUCCCAGCCAUUUGUCCUUUAUCCAAGAACUCCUGGCUGGCCCCGAUGAAUCCUAUCGGCCCCUGCGCAGCCUCCUGGGCCACCCAGAGAAUUCUGUGCGGGCCCGUACUUACGGGCUUCUGGGACACUUGCUCCAGCACAGCGGAGCCCUGCGUGGGGCCCUGCAGAGCCAGCUAGGACUGCUCAACCUUUUGCUGCUGGGGCUUGGAGACAAAGACCCUGCUGUGCGGCGUGGUGCCAGCUUUGCUGUGGGCAAUGCAGCCUACCAAGCUGGUCCCCUGGGGCCUGCCCUGGCAGCUGCGGUGCCCGGUAUGACCCAGCUCCUUGGAGAUCCUCAGGCUGGUAUCCGGCGCAAUGCCGCAUCAGCUCUGGGCAACUUGGGGCCUGAGGGUUUGGGGGACGAGCUGGUACGGUGCCAAGUACCCCAGCGGCUCCUAGAGGUGGCGUGUGGAGACCCCCAGCCAAAUGUGAAGGAGGCUGCCCUCGUUGCCCUCCGGAGCCUCCAACAGGAGCCCUGCAUCCAUCAGGUGCUGGUGUCCCUGGGUGCCAGUGAGAAGUUAGCCUUGCUCUCUCUGGGGAAUCAGUUACUGCCACGUAGCAGUCCCAGGCCGGCCUCUACCAAACACUGCAGGAAGCUCAUUCACCUCUUGAGGCCAACCCACAAUACAUGACCCCAGAUUCCUGGGGUCCAGCCUCCAACGUUCAUUGCCCUACUGUUGCCAGCCCUUCCUUCUUCUGCUCUACAAGCCGCCAACUCAACCAAGAGCUAAAGAGACUGAAAGAGAUAAGCUGCCAAUCAACUGAUUUGAGAACGAGAACCUAGAAGAGAUUUAUGUAUAAAGCUCCUUCUUUCCCCCAGAUUCAGGAUGAUUUCAGCCAGUAAACUUCAUUAUUGUUGGUGCCAGAGGAGAUUCCUUUCUUCUCUACAUCAGGGGGUCUUUUCUCCAAUAAUGUGCCUUUAAACCCAAGGGACAUGCCUCCUGGACCUUAGGGAGACACCUUCUACCUGAGAGGUCUCUUCCUUUCUGGAGCUCCUGAAAUCUUCCCAGCAGGUUCUUGUUUUAGAUGCAGUGGUCCCAGACAGUGAUGAAGACAGAGCCUGCCUCUAGGGGAUAGCCUGCUGUGGGGAUAAAUGCCAUCAGUGCCUGUUAUGGAGGGCUCCCCAGCCUGUAGCCCCCAUUCCCAUCCAUUGGUGGGGGUGUACCUUUUCUUUCUUCCUUCCUCCCUCCCUCCCUCUUUCCUUCCUUCCUCCCUUCCUUCCCUUCCCUUCCCUCCCUUCCUUCCUUCCCUCCCUCCCUCUCUCCUUCCUUUUUCCUUUUUUUUUUUUUUUUAACCCUACUUGGAGCUGCCAGGGUAAAGAGUUGAGAGAUUCAGCUCUUUUAGCUGAUGUGUGAUGCUGGAAGCACUGGUUUUCUGUUCACAGAAGAUCCUGGUUUGGAAGCUUAUUUAUAUCUUUUCCUGCCUUCCAGCUUCCUCCAUCCCAGAUGAGCUGCAUGUGAUCACCUACUUCCAAGCCAGGGCCAGUGGAGCUGAAAUAGGAAAGGAUAGGAUUAAACAGAGGGGUAAAUUGGAUUGCUUUCUGAUCUCAGGCUCAGUGACUAGUUUUAAUAUUUGGUGGAGUUUCAAUGUAUAGGGAAGCCCAGCUGCUUUAGAAGGAUGGCUGUUUAUGGAGAUUGUGCAGUUUACCAGAAAGGGAUGUUUGGCAGGCCCGUUGGUUAGAAUCAUAAUCCAUACUGGAAAGCUUAAACCUUCACUCACUGGAUAGCUUGCAGCCAGCUUCCCAGAGCCCUAAUUUCUCCAUCUGUAACAUAGGGAGACUACUUUUUGUCCUUCCUUAAAUUCCACUUGUUUUAGAAAUGAAAGAUGAGUAAGGUGCCUUUAUUUAUUUAUUUUUUUUUUUUGCGGUAUGCGGGCCUCUCACUGUUGUGGCCUCUCCCGUUGCGGAGCACAGGCUCCGGAUGCGCAGGCUCAGCGGCCAUGGCUCACGGGCCCAGCCUCUCCGCGGCAUGUGGGAUCUUCCCGGACCAGGGCACGAACCCAUGUCCCCUGCAUCGGCAGGCGGACUCUCAACCACUGCGCCACCAGGGAAGCUCAGGUGCCUUUAUUUUUAUAAAGAAUUCAUUUAGACCUCAUCUUCAUUGCCCACUGUCUGUGUUUAUAUUUUGGCAAAAAUAACAUUUUUUUCUAGAGACCACCAUAAUUUCUUCCUAUCCAGAUUAUUUUAGUUCAGUUCAAUAUAUAUUUAUUUAUUUGUUUUUUAAAGUUGUUUAUUGAAGUAUAGUUGAAUUACAAUGUGUUAAUUACUGCUGUACAGCAGUGACUCAGUUAUACAUACAUAUAUACAUUCUUUUUCAUAUUCUUUUCUAUCAUGGUUUGUCACAGGAUAUUGAAUAUAGUUUCCUGUGCUAUACAGUAGGACCUUGUUGUUUAUCCAUUCUAUAUAUAUCAGUUUGCAUCUGCUAAUCCCAAAUUCCCAAUCCAGCCCUCUCCCAGGCCCCUCCCCCUUGGCAACCACCAGUCUGUUUUCUAUAACAUAUAUUUAUUGAGUCCUUUCUAUACGCCAGAUACUAUUCUAGGCACUGGAGGUAAAGCAAUGCCUGUUUGUCAUAGAGUUUCCAUUCUGGUUGGGGAGACAGUGGGCUUAUUAAAAUGAGUGAAUUGCAGACUCCCCUGGUGGCGCAGCGGUUAAGAAUCCACCUGCCAAUGCAGGGGACAUGGAUUCGAGCCCUGGUCGGGGAAGAUUCCACAUGCCUGGAGCAACUAAGCCCGUGCGCCACAACUACUGAAGCCCGCACGCCUAGAUCCCGUGCUCCACAACAAGAGAAGCCACCGCACUGAGAAGCCCGUGCACCGCAAUGAAGAGUAGCCCCUGCUCGCCGCAACUAGAGAAAGCCUGCGCGCAGCAACGAAGACCCAACCCAACCAAAAAUAAAUAAAUAAAAUAUUAAAUUACUUAAAGAAAACUUAAAAAAAUAAAUUUUUUAGUAUGUAGGAAUGUGAUAAAAGCUCCAGAGAAAUACAAAGCAGGAAGGGGGGGAUGAGGAAUGCUGAGUUGGAUAGCCAGGGUAGACCUCACUUAGAAGGUGACAUUUGAACAAAGCAGUGCAGCUCUCUGAGGGAAAAGACUAUGCAGGGAGAAUGGUCUUCAAAGGCCAUUGGAGUAUGGCCGUAUGGAAGUACGCCUGGAGUGCUUGAGGAGCUAUGAGGAGGCCAGUUUGGAUGGAAAAGUGAAGAAGGGGGAGAACAGUAGGAAACGAGGACAGGAAGGUAAUAGGGACCAGAUGUAGGCCUUAAAGACCUUACAUUUUACAUAGAGUAGGGAUCUAUUGGAGAGUUGGAUCAGAGGAGUUCUGAGAUCUACCUUAUGUUCUAAAAGAUUGCUCUUCAUUCUUGUAUUGUGAUGGACAGUGAGGAAUGGGGGAGGAUGGGAAGUAGUGUGGGCAAUUAGGAGGCUAUUGUAAUAAUCCACAUGAGAGAUAAUGGUGUCCUGGACUGGAGUGGUACCAAUGGAGUGGUGAAAAGUAGUCAUAUUUUGAAUGUAUUUUGAAGAUGGAACAAAUAAGUUUUCUUGACUGAUUGGAUGUGAGAGUGUAACAAAGGAAAGCAGUCAAGGAUGACUCCAUGGUUUUUGGCCCGAGCAAUUGGAAGGAUGGAGUUGCCAUUAACUGAAAUGGGGAAGGCUGUUAGUGGAGUGGUAGUGGGUGGGAAAACUCUAGUUCAGUUUUGAACGUUAAGUCUAUUAGCUGGAAAUUUUCAAACAUACACAAAAGUAGAGAGAUUAGUUCAGUGAACCCCAUCACCACUUCGAUAGCUACCAUAUAUAUUCUUUUUUUUUUUUUUUUUUUGCGGUACGCGGGCCUCUCACUGUUGUGGCCUCUCCCGUUGCGGAGCACAGGCUCCGGACGCGCAGGCUCAGCGACCAUGGCUCACGGGCCCAGCCGCUCUGCGGCAUGUGGGAUCCUCCCGGAACCGGGGCACAAGCCCGUGUCCCCUGCAUCGGCAGGCGGACUCUCAACCACUGCGCCACCAGGGAAGCCCUAUUCUUUUUUUACUUAAAUAUUUUGAAACAAAUCCUGGGCAACAUAUGUUAUCCAUGAGUACAUCGGAAUGUAUCUCUGACAAAUCAGAAAUUUUGUUUUUGUUUUUCACAAAACCACAGUACUUCACUAAGACCUGUCUAGUUAACGCAAAUAUGUAUACAGUAUUGUGUAUUUAAAUCUGGAUUUUUUUUUCCUAGAAGGUAAACUAGGGGGAAUUACCUUGUAAAGGAAUUAUUUGCUUUUUCCAA